UUAUUUUUGUUUUUCGUUACAUAAGAGAUCGAAAACUUCUAUAAUUCCCAAUUUCUGAUUUUGUUUUACUCUUCAGUUUAAUCAAAAUCGGGGGAAAAAGAAAGCCAGGCAAGCUCUCCCUCUCUGAUUUCGUGAUUUGGGUUCAUCAUAUUCGUGAUCUUGGGAGAUGAUUCAACAUUCGUUUCUAUUGUGUGUGUGUGUAGAAUUUCGAUUUUAAUUUAAGCGCCAUGGCUAAUAGUUCUUUCAAAUUGGAACACCCACUAGAGACGAGACAAGCCGAGGCUUCUCGCAUCAGAGAGAAGUACCCAGACAGAAUCCCAGUGAUUGUCGAGAAGGCUGAGAAAACCGAUGUCCCGGUUAUCGACAAGAAAAAGUACCUUGUGCCGGUGGAUUUAACAGUGGGGCAGUUUGUGUAUGUUGUCCGCAAAAGAAUCAAACUGAGUGCUGAAAAGGCUAUCUUUGUCUUUGUUAAGAACACAUUACCUCCAACUGCUGCAAUGAUGUCUGCAAUCUAUGAGGAGAACAAAGAUGAAGAUGGGUUUCUCUACUUGACCUACAGUGGAGAGAGCACCUUUGGUUUGGCUUAGAGACUCUAUUCUUGAGAAUCAUGUGUAUAUAUUGCUUUUUGCUUUUUAUGACUAAAAGUAUGUUAUUGUGCUUUCGACUGAUGAAAUGUAAAUGUUACAACCUUUUUAAAAUUUGGGUUCUAUCCUCUGGACUUC
Eutrema salsugineum is the source of this 722-nucleotide messenger RNA. Its product is annotated as autophagy-related protein 8c. Lineage: Eukaryota; Viridiplantae; Streptophyta; Magnoliopsida; Brassicales; Brassicaceae. The record is from RefSeq and is a predicted model, not a curated record. The coding region runs from base 228 to 587 and encodes 119 amino acids. The transcript has 5 exons. Gene Ontology annotation, biological process: cellular response to nitrogen starvation.